AUGUGCAAGGCGAUCCAGACUGAAGCGCUUCAGCAGGCUCCGCGUUUCAAGGUUGUCUGGAUGACGUUGGUCAGGGCAGCGACGAAAAAUGGCAAACAACCGUGGAAUGUCAUGGCUUGCGCAGCAGACUGCGAAAAACUUUCUCGCCAAGAUCGUCAUGGUCAAGGAGUAGAUGAACGUGGUCGUCUGAUAUCUGACCACAUCGCACCCGAUGACUCUAGAAUUAACAGUUAUUCGACGAUGUAUGCGCUCUGCAUGGACUCGCCAAAUGUCACGCGUAGUCGCGCACGAAGGUGA
Molecule: messenger RNA, 297 nt
Organism: Plasmopara halstedii
Lineage: Eukaryota; Oomycota; Peronosporomycetes; Peronosporales; Peronosporaceae
Exons: 2
Coding region: 1-297 (98 amino acids)
Source: RefSeq, a predicted model, not a curated record